Messenger RNA from Xyrauchen texanus (razorback sucker), 1445 nucleotides. It is a transcript of the gene gabrr1, whose product is annotated as gamma-aminobutyric acid type A receptor subunit rho1. The transcript has 10 exons. Gene Ontology annotation, cellular component: synapse; membrane; neuron projection. Lineage: Eukaryota; Metazoa; Chordata; Actinopteri; Cypriniformes; Catostomidae. The record is from RefSeq and is a predicted model, not a curated record. The coding region runs from base 26 to 1444 and encodes 472 amino acids. Gene Ontology annotation, molecular function: extracellular ligand-gated monoatomic ion channel activity; GABA-A receptor activity; neurotransmitter receptor activity. Gene Ontology annotation, biological process: signal transduction; regulation of membrane potential; nervous system process.
GGGUCUGUGGAUUUAUGCAGUCAUCAUGCAUGGAGAGUUGUGCUUUCUGCUAUAUGCAUGCUUUUUUGAAGCUGGAGCAUUGCAUCCACAUGGACUGGUGCUUCAGACAUUCAGCCAAAUGAGAUCCAAACGAGAAAUAACCAGAACGGAGAGAGAAGCACAUAAACCUGGCAGCACCAUACUGAUGAGUAGCCCAGACGUUACAAAAGCCCCCAUCACUAAUUCAGAAAAGCUCCUCAAGUUAGAUGAUCAUGACUUCACAAUGAGGCCUGGCUUUGGAGGGCCUGCAAUACCUGUAGGUGUUGAUGUUCAACUGGAGAGUCUGGAUGCCAUCUCUGAAGUGGAUAUGGAUUUCACCAUUACACUGUACCUGAGACAUUACUGGAAGGACGAGCGACUGUCGUUUCCCAGCAACACCAAUCAGAGCAUGACGUUUGAUGGCCGACUGGUAAAGAAGAUCUGGGUUCCUGACAUAUUCUUUGUCCAUUCCAAACGAUCCUUCAUCCAUGACACCACCACAGAGAAUGUUAUGCUCAGAGUGCAUCCCGAUGGCAAAGUGCUCUACAGCUUGAGGGUGACAGUCACAGCGAUGUGCAGUAUGGAUCUCAGUCACUUCCCCUUGGACACCCAGACGUGCUCACUGGAGAUCGAGAGCUAUGCUUAUACUGAUGAUGACCUGAUGCUCUACUGGAAGAGAGGGAAUAAAUCUCUGCAGACAGAUGAAAAGAUCUCUCUCUCUCAGUUCCUUAUACAGGAAUUUCACACCACCACUAAACUGGCCUUCUACAGCAGCACAGGUUGGUACAAUCGAUUGUACAUCAACUUCACUCUGCGGCGUCACGUCUUCUUCUUCCUGCUUCAGACAUACUUUCCCGCCACUCUGAUGGUCAUGCUGUCAUGGGUUUCCUUCUGGAUCGACCGCAGAGCUGUUCCUGCUAGAGUUCCUCUGGGCAUCACGACGGUGCUCACCAUGUCCACUAUCAUCACUGGAGUGAACGCCUCUAUGCCCAGAGUCUCCUACAUCAAAGCUGUGGACAUUUACCUGUGGGUCAGCUUCGUCUUUGUCUUCCUGUCUGUGAUUGAAUAUGCUGCUGUCAAUUACCUGUCCACUGUGCAGGAGCGCAAAGAAAGGAUGCAAAGCAACAAGAUGCCGUGCGCAUGUGGAAUGUCUCAUCCUGGUCAGAUGAUCAUGAGCAGCAGCUACAGUGAAAUGGACAUGAUGACCACAGGAAACUAUGGCAUGUCUGAGAUGAAUGGAGACAAACAGGAGCAGUUCCUGAUGCACCUGGUGCUGGAGAAUGAGCAGGGAAUGCAAGGACCUUCUGUGACAUCACACAGCAGUGUGUUUAUAGACACUCAUGCUAUUGACAAAUACUCACGGGUCAUAUUCCCUGGAGCAUACACACUCUUUAACAUCAUAUACUGGUCUAUAUACUCACAAUGAC